AUCCCUAGCAUUUUAUGUCAGAAAAUUAAUCGGUCGCCAUGUUUCAAACCGGAAGACACUUUUGGCCCUUCAAAUCGAACAACCCCGAGCAUCGCCGGCGGUUCGUUCUAAAGGUUUACCUACAGUUUGUGUUCUUUUUACUGAUUGCUCUUUUUCACUGGGUCCUCAUGAUAACAGUUUUGAAAACCUGGACCGUUUGGCUGGUGCGCGACCAUUCUGCAGCCCUCAUUCUGGCAUUUGCCGUAGGCAUUUUCCUAUUUCUGCUGUUCUCGCUCAGUCGACAGAUGAGGAGCCUGUGCUUCUUGAACUGGCUGACGACUCUGGUUAUCGUGGAGUUUCUGGUGCAGCCCAUGGCAUUGCUAAUCGUCCCCACGGAUCUUCUGUAUCUGCUGGCCGGCUUUCUGAUCGUCUCACUGGUAGUCGUCCUGUUCACGCUCCUGGCAGCCAUUAUGCCGUGCGACCUUACUGAGGGAGGGAUCUUCUUUUUAAUUCUGUUCAUGAGUGUCUUUUUGCUGGGCGUAUACUGCAUUGUGCUUUAUUCAGUCAUCGGCCUGGACUGGUCGUUUUACAUCUUCGCUUUCCUCUUUGCCGUUAUGCUGUUGGCCUUCCUAAUGUAUCAUGUGCAGUGCAUCAUGGGAGGCAGAAGCACCGAGGCCGAGCUCGCCGAUGACAAGUACGCGGCUCUCCUAUUGUUCAACGAAUUCGUGGCUUUGUUUAUGCUAUGCCUUUACUGGCGACCCAAUAUGGACCAUGUACCAACAAUGAGCAUUUGCACCACCAAAAGUUCGUCUUAAGCAAUCUAAUGAGUGCCCACCCUUCACGGUAAUAAAUACACUUUGGAACCCUUC
Drosophila miranda is the source of this 848-nucleotide messenger RNA. RefSeq lists its product as uncharacterized. The coding region runs from base 39 to 794 and encodes 251 amino acids. The transcript has 5 exons. The record is from RefSeq and is a predicted model, not a curated record. NCBI's taxonomy places the organism in Eukaryota, Metazoa, Arthropoda, Insecta, Diptera, Drosophilidae.